UUUCCUUGCAUCGCCACAACCUCUGCAAUUCCCAAAAAAAAAAGACAUGUUUGAGCGUGAAGUAGCAGCUCAGAGUCAGAGGUAUCGUGUGGGCUAUGCUCUCGAACCCAAGAAAAUCGAAAGCUUCCUUAAACAGUCCCUCCUCGAUUACGCGAACCAACACGGCAUCGAUCUCGUACAAAUCGAUCCCACCACGCCCUUAGGGGAACAGGGCCCUUUCCACUGCAUCAUCCACAAAUUGCGAACCCAACAAUGGAAGAAACACCUGAACGAAUUCUCAGCGAAACACCCCAACACCGUCAUCAUCGAUCCUCCUGAGUUGGUGGAUCGGCUUCACAAUCGGGCUUCCAUGCUCGAGGCGGUGACCCAGUUGCAAAAUGUCACCGUCGGGGUUCCGAAGCAAGUGGUCGUGAACGAACCGAAAGCCUUCAAUUUCGACGAAAUCGAAGAAUUGGGUUUGAGAUUCCCCCUCAUAGCAAAACCCUUGGUGGCCGACGGCACUUCCGGUUCUCACAAACUCUGUUUGGUUUUCGACCGUGACGGGCUCAACGCGUUGGAGAGUUCCGUAGUGCUGCAAGAGUUUGUGAAUCACGGUGGAGUUGUGUUCAAGAUUUACGUUGCUGGGCAGCACGUGAAUUGCGUAAAGCGCAAGUCUUUGGGUGAUAUAUCAGAGGAGGAGCUGAGAACGUUGAAGGGGUUGGUGCCAUUUUCUCGAGUAUCGCACUUGAGCGUCCAAGAUGAGGAAAUUGAGAAAGCUGAAAUGCCUCCUCAGAGUCUGAUAGGUGAGUUGGGAAGAGCAUUGAGGGAUGCCUUAGGACUUAACCUUUUCAACGUUGAUGUGAUUAGAGAUUGUAAAGAUCGGGGAAGCUACUUCGUUAUUGAUAUCAAUUACUUUCCGGGGUAUGCAAAAAUACCAUCUUAUGAACCCUUUAUCACCAAUUUUUUGUUGGAUGUUGUACUCUCCAAGACUGAGUAGCUGACUAGUUUUUUUUUUUCCUUCUUAUUUUCUAGUAAAUUUUGUUAUGUUUUUUUAAGUUACCUAAUUUGGCCGCUUUCUUUUUGUAUGUUGUUUUCGAAAAUGAUUGAUAUGGCUUGAUAUUGCACCUAAUAUAUUUGAUAGGGUG
Molecule: messenger RNA, 1124 nt
Organism: Gastrolobium bilobum
Lineage: Eukaryota; Viridiplantae; Streptophyta; Magnoliopsida; Fabales; Fabaceae
Product: inositol-tetrakisphosphate 1-kinase 2-like
Exons: 1
Coding region: 47-976 (309 amino acids)
Biological process (GO): inositol trisphosphate metabolic process
Cellular component (GO): cytoplasm
Molecular function (GO): magnesium ion binding; inositol-1,3,4-trisphosphate 5-kinase activity; ATP binding
Source: RefSeq, a predicted model, not a curated record